UCUAACAGUAAGACUGCAACCCUCCCUGGAUUAUAAAAUGGACCAACAGCCAGUGGAGGGAUGCCAGAGCUGCUGUGAUGUGAUGUUGUCUGUUAAAACCUGUUUAAUAUGUUAUUACAUGAUGGUAUUAUGCAAAUUCUCUACAGCUGACAGUUAUCAGUUAUCAUGAGCUAACAACAUGUGUUUCUGACUGUUUGUCCUGUGUGUAUCCAUACGACAACAAGUGUUUCAACCUGUGGACUGAUAGACAGAUUUAUUAGUGUUGUAACAGAUGGAGAACGGGCUACAGUCACACAAUGAGGAGCAACGUACAAGUGGGGAGACCCAGGAGGAGGAACAGGAGGAGAUUCUCAGUAACGUCCAUGUUUCAGCUCCUCAGGAUCUCUUACUGAGCCUGGAGAAGACGGACGAGUCGUGUCCUGAGUCCUACAGACUGAACUCCUCUGAUGAAACUCGACUGUUGGCCGUCGCAGACAACUUCCAGCGUCAGUAUUCACACUUGUUUCCUGACCGUAAACCGCUGCUGCUCUGCCCCGUCAACGAAUGUGGUGUGAAGAAGUUUGUGUCUACGACUCUUCAGCCGACACUGACGAUCCACCCUGAACUUUUCACCUGGGAGGGCUGUGCCUCUUUUGUGGCUAACUUCCUGUCUCUGGACCCUUUGGAGCCGCCUGUUGACCUGCCCAGGUACCUGUUCUCCUCCACCUUAGUGCUGCAGAAUCAGAGAGCCACAUGUUUUGAGUUUGCCACCCUGCUGUGCAGCCUGCUGCUGGGCGCCAACUACGACGCCUACUGCGUCAGCGGCUACGCCGUCAAAGAGAUGUGUCUGCUCGACCAGAGCCUGCGGGAGUGCCCCCUGCUGGACACUCAGGUCAAGGUUGUGAUCUCAGAGCAGGAACAACAGGAGAGCAAAUACACAGUGAAACCUUUGAAGGAGCUGAAGAGUCACUUUGUGACGCAGCAAGAGAAGAAGAAACUGGAGGCUGAAGCUGUGCUGCUCCAGAGAAAAACACUACAGGAGGAGAGUCAGCAGCCACCCGCUGACCCCCUGCAGGGUCUGCGGGUGCACUGUUGGGUGCUGGUCCUGUCAGGGAGCCGCAGCGUCCAGGACAACUUCUUCAUCGACCCUCUGACGGGGAAGAGCUACAGCACCGCUGACAACAACUUCCUGGGCAUCGAGAGCGUGUGGAACAAUCUCAACUACUACGUCAACAUGCAGGACUGCAGGAACGGCUGUGUUGAUAUGGUGUAUGACCUGGAUGAUGUCCAGCUGUGGGAGCCAGUCUUGUACGGUGCAACCAGCAAAAAGCAGCUGAUUCUAGAAGCCCUGAAGAAGAAGGAAAGCCAUAAGAUGAGCAGAAUCAACAACGAUGACGAGGAGGAGGAGCAGCCCCGCGCUUUCGAGAUGCCGAGCUCCUGGGUCAGUUACAUCACCAUCUCAAAAAAAGACCUGGAGACCCGCUGGCCCGGAGGACAGAAGACGAGCCGCUACAGGAGAGCAAAGCUGGAGGAGUUCUCUCUCGAGCGGAGGUCAGACGGGCUGCUCACACGACUGACUACAUACAAAGACCUGGACUGCUCGGAGGUGGUCAUGGUGACGGAGUGGUACCGACACAGAAACGACUUCCUGGAGAAGAAGGAGGUCAACAAGGUCGACAACUUCACCGCAGAACACUUCGCACGUGGAAGACGUUUCCACCUUUUAGUUCACAGGUACUCACACCUGACCACGGACGCUGAGAUGGAGUUCAGCAGCGCUCGUGUCGACGGUCUGGUUCGGAGGGAGGAGUCACCGGGCGAAAUGACGGAAACCUUCGAGGGCCGGGAAGACUUCCUCCACUACCGACACGUCGUCUUCGAUCGACACGUCCAGUUUACAGAACCAGACGUCACCUUUAAGCCCGAGGACCGACCGCCGCUGAAAGUGGUGGAGCGUUUUCACAGAAACAGAAAGAAACUGGCCAGUGAAGACGUGGCUGAGCGAGUGUUCCUAUUGGCUCAAAGACGCAUCGAGGUGACCUAUCACUUAGAGGAUCACCGAUUUAUCCCUUCAAAGAGGAGCUUCAUCAAACCAGAAGAGUCAACAGAAGAAGAGAAGGAAGAAGAGUUCACACCAGACAUGGUCUCCAGCUUCCAGGUGGAUCCAGCUGAAAAGCCUCUGAGGAUUCUGACUCUGCAUGAGAUGCUGCUGGCCCUGAUGGCGGAUGAGGAGAAGGUGGUUCUCCAAAUCAAAGAGUCGAAGGAGGAGGUUGGAGACAUUGUGGCCUGCAGAGAGCAGGAGGAGAGAAACAUUCAGCUUCACUUCUCUCCAUGGACCACGACUGGAGCUGCCAGAGCCCGCAUACGGAGACAGGAAAUGGAGCGUAUGGCUGCGGAGGAGCAGAGGUGGCUGCAGGAGAAGGAGAAGGACAUCCUGGCUCCGCUCCUGAUCCAACUGGACGACGCAGAGACUCUGAUUCCCUCCGAAGCCAAGCGGCUCCACCGUGAGUGUUUGGCCAUGUUCAAACAAAGACUGGUGGAGCGGGCCAACCUCAUUCAGGAACGCUAUGACAAGGAGACACAAGAGCUGCAGCAGAAACAGCGGUGGUACCAGAAGAACCAACUCAACAUGACGCAAGAGCAGGAGGAAGAGUACCGGACCUACUGCGCCGAGAAAACACUCCGCAUACACGUCGCUAAGAAACGGCUCAGAAUGCACAACGAAGCAACUCCUCAGAAGUUCAACGCUCUUGAUCAGAAGCUGAGACAAGACGCUCGACUGGCUCGUCACCUGCUCAGCUGAGCAAACAUCUGCCUGCUUUUUAAAGACUGUGUGACUUUUAUAGCUGCACAGGUUUAGAAUUAGAGAACCUCUUCCAAACACACACAUUGUUUUUCUUUUUCCUCAGAGUCUGUAAAGAGCAGAUGUGUGUUAGCUGUACUGUAAGAUAAUACUUUCAUCAAUCGGUCACAAUGUGAUAAUAUAUUCAGUCUCACAGUCUCUGGUUGUACAGCAAACUGCAGCAGGCUUCAGAUUCUGGAAGAUAUCUCUACUUGAUGGCUGGUUCUAAUAUGUUGUUAUCUGUAUUAUCUGGAACAGUGAAAUAGAAUCUGAUUAAAUAUAUCUUCUAAAAGCA
Thunnus maccoyii (southern bluefin tuna) is the source of this 3116-nucleotide messenger RNA. RefSeq names its product coiled-coil domain containing 135 (gene drc7). The transcript has 18 exons. Gene Ontology annotation, cellular component: motile cilium. The record is from RefSeq and is a predicted model, not a curated record. Lineage: Eukaryota; Metazoa; Chordata; Actinopteri; Scombriformes; Scombridae. Bases 272 to 2782 code for a protein of 836 amino acids. Gene Ontology annotation, biological process: flagellated sperm motility.